AUGCGAUUAUGGGAACGCUACAAAGAGACCAUUCGUGCCAAUUGGCACUUGGGUGUGACCUGCUUCGGCGGGCCCGCCGUGCAAUUCCAGACUUUCCACAGACGCUUUGUGGAAGAUCUCGGCUGGAUCGAUGAACCGAUGUAUCAGCAAAUCUUCUGCCUCUCCCAGGCUUUACCGGGCUCUGCCAGCGUCAAGAUGCUCCUAUGUAUAAAUGCAAUUCGAAAUGGGAUUGGAGCUGGCUUCUUAGCAUUUUUCAUUCUACCCGGUGCCGUUGGCAUGUACGCCCUGGCAGUCGGCAUAGGCCAUGUUCAGUCCACCUUACCACCUCCAGCCUAUGCACUGUUAUCGGGACUUAAUGCUGCCACAGUCGGAGUGAUUGCACUUGCUGCAGUCAAGCUAGCAGAAAGAGCCAUUAGUGAUAGGAUGACAAGGUUCUUGGUAUAUUUUGGAGGAGUUCUGGGAAUGCUGUACUACCCACUGCUAAUGGUAAUCGCCGGCAUCGUUACGUAUGUGUGGGAUACAAAUUAUCUCCAGGGUCAGUACGUCAUCGCCAGACGCUCUUUGAAACGAUUAGUCUCUCGAAUACGAAGGAAAUCAUCCGAUAUAGAGAAGGCUCAAGACCUACCGUCAGGAAAAUCUUCUAAACGCACUUCUGAUACCGACAAGCCGCUACCGGAGCUGCCCAAAAAGUCACUCCGAAAACAGAAGCUCACCCAAAUGGCCCCUAAACCUUUACCAAUUCCUCGCUCGAAAUUUGCUCUACCAAAAUACGUUGAAGAGGAGACUGAGCAGGACAUUCCGGCAAUGUCUUGGCCCUUGGGCUCCCUCAUCCUCGUCAUGUUCGGCCUUACUUUCGUUUUGUUCACGACUCUGCACAUAGUCAUGCCAAAGCUGCAACGAACUUUCGAUCUUUUCUCGUCCUUAUAUUUAGCAGGCACUAUCAUCUUUGGAGGCGGCCCUGUCGUCAUACCGCUGCUUCGCGACUACAUCGUCAGCCCUGGCUGGGUUUCACCGCGUGAUUUCCUCCUCGGUGUUGCCGUCAUCCAAGCGUUUCCUGGCCCGAACUUCAAUUUUGUGGUCUACCUCGGCUCACUCGCCAUGGCAAAAACAUCCAAUCCGUCAUUUGUGGGCGCCAUCAUUGCUUUCAUCGCGAUGUACAUACCGGGACUGUUUAUCGUCGUUGGCUUUAUGGGACUUUGGCGCGUAAUGAGCAACAAAAAGUGGUUCCUCGCUAUUCUUCGAGGUAUUAAUGCUGCUGCUGUGGGGCUCGUCUUCACGGCUGUAUAUAAGCUCUGGCAGAUGGGCUAUCUCACAGCUGCAGUACAGGAAGGAGGACCGCUCGGCACAGACCCGUGGCUUGUGUUCAUCACGGCGACGGCAUAUGUCAGUGGUGCGUGGUUCGGCUUCAAUCCGCCUACAGCGAUUUUGCUCGGCGGGAUUCUGGGCAUUGUAAGAUAUGGGGUUCUGGAUGCAUGA
This is a messenger RNA of Bacidia gigantensis, 1476 nucleotides long. RefSeq lists its product as uncharacterized. Gene Ontology annotation, biological process: chromate transport. Gene Ontology annotation, molecular function: chromate transmembrane transporter activity. The record is from RefSeq and is a predicted model, not a curated record. Lineage: Eukaryota; Fungi; Ascomycota; Lecanoromycetes; Lecanorales; Ramalinaceae. The transcript has 5 exons. Bases 1 to 1476 code for a protein of 491 amino acids.